Molecule: messenger RNA, 4112 nt
Organism: Sus scrofa (pig)
Lineage: Eukaryota; Metazoa; Chordata; Mammalia; Artiodactyla; Suidae
Gene: GABRG2
Product: gamma-aminobutyric acid type A receptor subunit gamma2
Biological process (GO): monoatomic ion transmembrane transport; gamma-aminobutyric acid signaling pathway; chloride transport
Cellular component (GO): membrane
Molecular function (GO): extracellular ligand-gated monoatomic ion channel activity; GABA-A receptor activity
Source: RefSeq, a predicted model, not a curated record
UUGACCUCAGAGUUAAUCUGCAUGAUAGUUAAUCACGCAAAGACUCUAGUAUUUCUUUCAAAUACACACACACAAGCAUAUACGCACAAAACCCUCCGCUUUCUGAAAGAAAAAUCAAAACAAGGCAAACAAAUAAACCUAAAAUGAUGGACCUGGGGGAGUGUGUGUGAGUGUGAGGGGCAUGAGUAUGUGUAUGAGUCUGCGGGAGGUUCCCUUUCCUUAUUUGUCUCCCGCGCCUCUCUCAGUACCCUCCCUGCCUCAAUUAUAUUAUUCCCCCAGACUUAGAAGCUGCUCCCUGAGCUGACGCUUUGAUGGUAUCUGCAAGCGUUUGUGCUGAUCUUAUUUCUGCCCCCUGAAUAUUAAUUCUCCCGAAGCUGGUAGCAGUACAGCUCCCCAGUGACGAGACCUACUAGAGACAGGAGGGGGGAGCCACCAUCAGAUCGUAAGCAUAAUAAUAAUACAAAGGGGAAGGAUUCUUCAGCAACCUAGAGGCUAGAGGCGAGGGGAGAAAAAAAAAAUGAGUUCGACAAAUAUAUGGAGCACAGGAAGCUCAGUCUACUCGACUCCUGUAUUUUCACAGAAAAUGACGGUGUGGAUUCUGCUCCUGCUAUCGUUCUACCCAGGCCUCACUAGCCAAAAAUCUGAUGAUGACUAUGAAGAUUAUGCUUCUAACAAAACAUGGGUCUUGACUCCAAAAGUUCCGGAGGGUGAUGUCACUGUUAUCUUAAACAACCUUCUGGAAGGUUAUGACAAUAAACUUCGACCUGAUAUAGGAGUGAAACCAACAUUAAUUCACACAGACAUGUAUGUGAAUAGCAUUGGUCCUGUGAACGCUAUCAAUAUGGAAUAUACAAUUGAUAUAUUUUUUGCCCAAACGUGGUAUGACAGACGUCUGAAAUUUAACAGCACCAUUAAAGUCCUUCGAUUGAAUAGCAACAUGGUGGGGAAAAUCUGGAUUCCAGACACUUUCUUCAGAAAUUCAAAAAAGGCUGAUGCACACUGGAUCACCACUCCCAAUAGGAUGCUGAGGAUUUGGAAUGAUGGCCGAGUGCUCUACACCUUAAGGUUGACAAUUGAUGCUGAGUGCCAAUUACAGUUGCACAAUUUUCCAAUGGAUGAACACUCCUGCCCCUUGGAAUUCUCCAGUUAUGGCUAUCCACGUGAAGAAAUUGUCUAUCAGUGGAAGCGUAGUUCUGUUGAAGUGGGUGACACACGGUCUUGGAGGCUUUACCAAUUUUCAUUUGUUGGACUGAGAAAUACCACUGAAGUAGUGAAGACAACUUCUGGAGAUUAUGUGGUUAUGACUGUCUAUUUUGACCUGAGCAGAAGAAUGGGAUACUUCACCAUCCAGACCUAUAUCCCCUGCACACUCAUCGUUGUCUUAUCCUGGGUGUCUUUCUGGAUCAAUAAGGAUGCUGUUCCAGCCAGAACUUCCUUAGGGAUAACCACUGUCCUGACAAUGACCACCCUCAGCACCAUUGCCCGGAAGUCGCUCCCCAAGGUCUCCUAUGUCACAGCGAUGGAUCUCUUUGUAUCUGUUUGCUUCAUCUUUGUCUUCUCCGCUUUGGUGGAGUAUGGCACCCUGCAUUAUUUUGUCAGCAACCGGAAACCAAGCAAGGACAAAGACAAAAAGAAGAAAAACCCUCUUCUUCGGAUGUUUUCCUUCAAGGCCCCGACCAUUGACAUCCGCCCACGGUCAGCAACCAUUCAAAUGAACAAUGCCACACACCUUCAAGAGAGAGAUGAAGAAUACGGGUAUGAGUGUCUGGAUGGCAAGGACUGUGCCAGCUUUUUCUGCUGUUUUGAAGACUGCCGAACAGGGGCCUGGAGACACGGGAGGAUACAUAUUCGCAUCGCCAAGAUGGACUCCUACGCGCGGAUCUUCUUCCCCACUGCCUUCUGCUUGUUCAAUCUGGUUUACUGGGUCUCCUACCUUUACCUGUAAAGAGGUAUGAGUGUUACUGAUAUGGGUCGUACUCACCAAAUCUCAUGGAAAGAAGACGUCCUAAAUCCACUUACAUAAUCCCCUGUGUGGCUUCUAAUGAUCUUAAUUUGUUUCUAUGUUCUAACCUGGUAAAUUGUACUCAUGUCAUAUUGUUUGCGCCCAACUCUCCUCUGGUAAGUGUAAUUUGAAUUAUAAUGUUGGUUGCAUCUCAGACCUACAAGGCAAAGUGAAAUCACAGCAAGAACACUGAAACCAAACAGGACUUUUUUUUCCAGCUAUAGUAACUGAAGUAGUGAAAGCCAUGACUUGUUAUUUAUGGUGGUGGUAUCCUUACUCAAUUCAAAAUAUACUUAGAAACAAAAAGUCCAAAACUGCACCUUAUGUUCUUUUGGGGUAAAGUGGUGAUCAAUUUGAUCCCAAUCAGUUACCUCCCUUAUUUGAGAAAAAUCAUAUCCCGAUUCAAAUAUAAGCCUAGAAUAGAAAUUUAUCACAUCUAUAUCCCAAGAUAGGAAGAAAAUUUCCUCCACAUCACAUGUACAAUGAUGUAAAUAUUUCAGUAAUGUAGAAUGCUUCAAGUUUAAUGCAUGCAUCUCUUUAGAGCCAAAACAAAUGAAUUGAAGUUAACAUCAUAAAGUAUUGUCUUUUAUUCUGUGUCUUUGGGCUAUAAAAGAAUCAUGAAUGUAAUUAUAAGGGUCUGGGUUUGGAACUGGAGGGAGGAAUUUUCUUGACUUUCUCCGUCAUGCAUGAAGACUCAAACAUCUUAUUUUUGUUUCUGUAUGACAUAUUAAAACACUUUAAGUAAAACAGAGAUUGAAUAAUUGACAUUUGCCACCUCAAAAUAUGCCCAAUUUCAUAGAGUAUAAAGUAAUUGUAUGUGCUUGCUGCUAUUUUUUCUUCCUUUUAGGAUGAUAAGUCAUAAAGAACUUACUCUCCAUCUCAAGAUCUGCUUCUAGUGAUUGUGAGUGCCUUGUGGGCAGAAUCUUUGUCAUUUCCUCUUUGGGUCCUUAGAACAUCAUACAGUGCUUGGCACACAGUUGGUGCUUCGUUGGUUUGAAGUGAAGUAGCUUCCUAUGCUCCUGGUGAAUAUCUCUGAGCUGGCCUGGAACGAGUGAUUCAUUUUUCCACAUAGGCAUUAUCUAGUGGUAUUGGAUCUGGUAGAAAUAAACAGAAGCUCCAAAGAAUUUUGGCUUUUUUGUUCAUUAUCAAACAUUUACUUUAGGCAAGGUCCAUACUCCUUUUAAAACAACAUUUAAGUCCUCUGUUUAUGUACAAAAAUGAGUCUACUAGGGCAUAAUUAGAAUUUGGGUAUUACUGUUCCAGGUUUGGAGAUGAGUCAGCUCUGACCCACCGACCAUUUCACUCGAGGACAUAUGACAGGCCUAAGUAGGAUUCAUACAUGACUGGUGUUCAGGAUGUAGGAUACUAUGCUCUGUGAAAGACACAAAAAUGGACUAAAAUUUAUAUUUAAAAUAAAUGAAAGAACAAAUGAAAGACUUACAUGGAGGCUGAGCCUAUGACUGUGUCCUCAUUCAACAAUAUUGUAAUCCCAUGAAGUGGCUGUUCCAGACUUCAGACAUGAUGAGUUGAACUCCAUUUUCAUGAACUCAAUCCUGAAUCCUUAUUUUUCUAAAAUAGCACGCUUUGUCAGUUCUUCCUUUUGGCAAUCAUUACUCUAAGUCAGAAUUCAGUCAUAGCUAUAGAUAAUCUAGAAAGAGUAGAAAAGAAGAGAAAGUGGCAUUGUUCAUAGAAAACCAUGUAAGGUUAUCAUCAAGUCAUCUGGAUGAAUCUUGAAACACAUUUAGCUGCCAAUUUUACAAGCCUUUACUGUAUCAGUGCUCUAGUAUAUAACCUCAAACACGUGUAAAUAGAAUUAUUUUCUCGUUUUGAAUUGCUGACAUAUCAAAUGUUGACUAUUUGGGAGAGUUGUUGGCACCAUUUCAAUGACAAGAAACAUGUUAGUAUUGUCCACUUGAAAUGUAUUCCGUAAUGGGGUCAUUCAAAAAAGCUAGCUUUCUAAUGUGUGCAUAGUAUUGGCAAUAUGAAUAUAUAUUAUAUAUACUUCUUAAUUAUCAGCUGCUCUUUGUCUAUGUAUUUGAAAACCUUUUCACAAAGGGAACUGCCUAUUCAAAUGUGGACUUUUACAAUAAAAAUGCUGCAUUCUAAUCCA